AUGUUCUUCGAAACAAAUCGACAGACUUCCUACCCUCCUCCUACUACCACUUACGACUUCACAUCAGAGAAAUCGAGAGUGAUGUCUACAGAUUUCGCAAUGCCGGUUCAACAAUUCACGGCUUCCCCCUCUCAAUAUACUCUCUACAACAGUCAACAAAUCUCUCCGACAAAUACCACUCCGCCAACUCCAAACAAUGCUUCUCCCACUUCACCAAGAAAUGGACUUCCAAAUUAUCUACCAGCGCACACUAGACAGUUGCGACCACCCAAGUCACCAUUGUAUGUGCCAGCGGUUUUGAGACCAACAGAUCCGCCCAGGAGAAUGAUGAAGCCAUCACCACUUACCCCACCACAAAGUAUGCAUAGCAGCUUUGAUGACUUGGAGAGCGCAACAACGUUGACUAGAAGAUCGACUGGAGAUAGCGGAAAAUUCGGAUUGGGCGCAAUAACUGAAUCUGAAUGGAGUGUCGAGGGCCUUGGAAAGGUAACCGCAUUGCCAACAAAAAAUCACUGGAAGCCUGAUGCCGAAUCCUCUAUCUGCGAUGAAACUACUUGCACAAAAUACUUCACCUACUUUACAAGGCGGCAUCACUGUCGGCGCUGUGGAAACAUUUUCUGCGAUCAACACUCUGGUUAUUCAAUUCCUCUUGAUCAAGACGCCAACUACCACCCAAAGGGCACUCAAAGUCGCUCCUGCGAACACUGCUGGCAUGAGUAUAGAAGCUGGUCUAUUGCACGAUCCAGUCGAUCCAACAGCGAAAGCUCUCAAGACGAACCCAGAACUCCCACCACUCCAGUCGUUAAUUGUGCCAGAGGUAGAGUUGUCGACAACCUCAUCGGCCAACAAUUGAAAGGUCCACCCGAGAGUCUUCCAGCAAGUGUCCCAAGAGAUUGGCACUGGAGCACCUUUUAG
This is a messenger RNA of Botrytis fragariae, 915 nucleotides long. RefSeq names its product putative fyve domain protein. Gene Ontology annotation, molecular function: metal ion binding. The coding region runs from base 1 to 915 and encodes 304 amino acids. The transcript is spliced from 2 exons. Lineage: Eukaryota; Fungi; Ascomycota; Leotiomycetes; Helotiales; Sclerotiniaceae. The record is from RefSeq and is a predicted model, not a curated record.